AUGGAAAAAUAUCAAGAUGAGCCCGUUGUCGCCAUGGCAACCCACCCUCAAGUAUCCUCCCAGCGCAGCAGAGCUCGCAAGGUGCUAACCUACAUUACCAUCCUUCUCAUGCUUAUUGGUGUGUUGUAUUACUUUGCAGACUACGAGUACUACAAGAGUAUUUUAGCGUCAGCUUCUGAGAAGCUCCACAUGCACUGUGGCCACAGGCUCGAAAAAAGAAAGGAGUUUAUGGACCAGAUCGGAUUCCGUGUGUUAGUGGGCAUUGGUGUGUUUGCCGUAUUGAAUGUGAUUGUGAUCACCGUUCACCACAUUGUCCAGAAAAUAGCCAGAUCAACAAAUUCUUAUAAGACUAUUGACCAUGUUGUGUCUCCAUUUUGA
This is a messenger RNA of Candidozyma auris, 378 nucleotides long. RefSeq lists its product as uncharacterized. The record is from RefSeq and is a predicted model, not a curated record. The transcript has a single exon. NCBI's taxonomy places the organism in Eukaryota, Fungi, Ascomycota, Pichiomycetes, Serinales, Metschnikowiaceae. The coding region runs from base 1 to 378 and encodes 125 amino acids.